AUGGUCAAAAAUCAGACUGUCGACAAAAAACUAUUUCUCCAGGAGGCAAAAUUAAUGUAUCGACUUGACCAUAAAAACCUGGUGAAACUACUUGGAAUUUCAUUCAAUGAUGACUCGGUCGUCCUUGUAUUAGAGUUUAUGGAAAGAGGACAACUCAGGAACCUACUCAGAGCUGACAAUGGGAAAAAUAUUUCUGCUGAUUUGUUGGCUCGAAUUGCUUUACAAGUCACAUUCGGAAUGAUUUACUUGGAGGAGAUGAAUUUAGUACACAGGGACUUGCGUGGAGAAAAUAUACUAAUUUCAGAUAAGUUUGUUUUAUCAUAUUUAGAUAUUAAAUUUCCAAUAAAAUGGACUGCCUUAGAAGCACUGACAAAAAUGGAGUUUACUAUAAAAUCAGACGUCUGGUCAUUUGGAGUUCUCUUGUGGGAAAUGGUCACUUUCGGUGAUACACCGUAUCGAGGACUUUUCGAGAAAACUAAUCAGCGAGACCAAGUUGAAGAGGAAGAUGACAAAAUUCAUGUUCCGACACUAUAUAAAACUAGUGAAUACGCAAAUGUGCUUGAAUUGUGGUUUCUUGAGAACGAUUAUGAACAAUAA
Molecule: messenger RNA, 597 nt
Organism: Octopus sinensis (East Asian common octopus)
Lineage: Eukaryota; Metazoa; Mollusca; Cephalopoda; Octopoda; Octopodidae
Product: tyrosine-protein kinase Lyn-like
Exons: 3
Coding region: 1-597 (198 amino acids)
Biological process (GO): positive regulation of kinase activity; cell surface receptor protein tyrosine kinase signaling pathway; multicellular organism development
Cellular component (GO): signaling receptor complex
Molecular function (GO): transmembrane receptor protein tyrosine kinase activity; ATP binding
Source: RefSeq, a predicted model, not a curated record